GCAACAACGCUUAAACAAACAACAAAGUGAAGAGGAAGAAGCAACGAAAGAAAAAAAGAAGCUCAGCUUAGCGAAAAAAAAGAGAAAUUUUCGGCUCUUCGGCGUUAGAUCCAACCAGAUCUAUAUAGCGAACACUAUAUACACAUAUUGAACUGAAUAUCAAUUCGUGCAUUUGAUCAACAGCUGUGCCCCGUUACUAUGGCCAGCUCGCCCAUCACAGAUUUCUAUGCAGGACGCAAUGUCUUCAUCACGGGCGCCACGGGCUUUGUGGGCGUGACCAUUGUGGAGAAGCUGCUGCGAGAUGUGCCCAAUGUGGGCACCCUGUAUCUGUUGAUGCGCGCCAAGAAGGGCAAGAGCGUGGAGCAGCGUCUGGAGGAACUGAAGAAGAACUCGGUGUUCGACCGUUUCAAGGAGCUGCAACUGGAGUCGCGUCUCUCGAAGAUUGUGCCCAUCGAAGGCGAUGUUGGGCUCGAGCAUUUGGGCAUUUCUGCAAAGGAUCGUGAGACACUGAUCGACAACGUGAACGUGGUUUUCCACUCGGCUGCCACGCUGGACUUUUUCCAAUCCCUCAAGGAGACGACGAACAUCAAUUUGCGUGGAACACGUCGCGUCGUCGAGCUGUGCAAGCAACUGCGCCAUUUGGAUGCACUGGUGCACGUGUCCAGCGCAUAUGUGAAUGCCUAUAUAACUGAUGUGGAAGAGAAGCUCUAUCCCUCGCCCGAUGAUCCAGAAAAGAUUAUUCAGUUGGCCGAGACACUUAACGAUGAAGCGCUCAAGCAACUGGAGCCAAAAUUGCUCAAGGACCAUCCCAACACUUACACGUUUACCAAGCAUCUGGCGGAGCACGAGGUGGCCAAUGCGGCAUCGCAGUUCCCCUGCGGCAUUGUGCGUCCUAGCAUGAUCACGGCUGCCUGGAAAGAGCCCAUACCCGGCUGGACAAUAUCGAAGAACGGUCCCCAGGGCUUCUUCAUGGGCGCCUCCAAAGGAAUCUUGCGUCGUCUCCCCUUGGAUCCUACAAUCAUCAUGGACUAUAUACCCAUCGAUGUGGUGGUCAAUGGCAUCAUAACCACGGGCUACUAUGUCAAUUCAUUGCAAGCCAAGAAUGGAGGACGUCCCGCGGAGCUGCAGAUAUUCCAUUUGACAUCCAGCACAUAUAAGCCAUUCCGUUUCGAGUUUCUGAAGGACAAAAUCAAUAGCUAUUUGCAUGACUAUCCGCUGAACAGCGCCGUCUGGUAUCCCAAUUUGCGUCUGGUGAAGAGCCUGAUGCUGUUUCGUCUUGGGGCCAUACUAUUCCACUUUAUACCCGGCUUCUUCCUUGACUUGGUCACCAAAAUUGGCGGCGGUAGACCAAUCCUGAUGCGACUUCAUAAAAACGUUUGGAAUUCGUUGAAUACCUUGGAGCGUUUCAUAUUCACCGAAUGGCAUUUUGAUAGCAAACGGCUGCUGGCGCUGUCAAAAACCAUGGACAUUGUGGACAAAAAGAAGUUUGGAAUAGAUAUUGGAGAACUGACGUGGGAUGAAUAUUUCGCCAACACCAUUCAAGGUGUGCGUCAAUAUCUGAGCAAGGAAUCGCCCAAAAAUCUGGAGAAAGCCCGUCGCAAAGACAAAAUUCUUUUGGGCCUCCAUGUGGUGCUCCAGCUUGCCUUUUAUUAUGGCAUCUUUAAACUGAUUGUGGGCGUGACGGGCGUUUCAUCUGCGAAGGGUGCUCUUAUCUUGCCUCUGUUUUACUAUCUCUUUGGACUGAUUUAGGGUCUUUGUACAUCUGCGAAUGUAUGUUGAAUAUGUUUAACCAUUUCUCAAAUAUUAUUUAUGAUUAAUUCAAUCAAGGUUUGGUGUAAAAGCUCUUCACUUAUUCUAAACGUAAAAUACAAGACAAGCAAGCAGCGUGUCGCAGUUUGCAAG
Drosophila navojoa is the source of this 1902-nucleotide messenger RNA. RefSeq names its product putative fatty acyl-CoA reductase CG8306. Gene Ontology annotation, biological process: long-chain fatty-acyl-CoA metabolic process. Gene Ontology annotation, molecular function: alcohol-forming very long-chain fatty acyl-CoA reductase (NADP+) activity. The record is from RefSeq and is a predicted model, not a curated record. Gene Ontology annotation, cellular component: peroxisome. Lineage: Eukaryota; Metazoa; Arthropoda; Insecta; Diptera; Drosophilidae.